Molecule: messenger RNA, 700 nt
Organism: Actinia tenebrosa (Australian red waratah sea anemone)
Lineage: Eukaryota; Metazoa; Cnidaria; Anthozoa; Actiniaria; Actiniidae
Biological process (GO): translation
Cellular component (GO): ribosome
Molecular function (GO): structural constituent of ribosome
Source: RefSeq, a predicted model, not a curated record
CAUGCAAAGUUCAAAAUGGCGGCCACUACACGAAGCAUUAUCCAGCGUAAGUUAUGCAGUGUUAUAGACUUUUGCGUCCAGUCUUGUUCAAAGAGGGGAUUUCAUUCAAUCCCAUCGUCAUCAUGGAGUGUCCUUCAACAUCAACUGACAUGUCAUUCAAACAUUGGGGCUUCUACUGCCAACAGUCAAUACAAUUAUUUAUCAAAAAGAAGACUUGCAUCCAGAGCCAAGCCACGUAUGACAUUUUCAGCUGAUUCAAAAUUCAACGAACAGCCAAUCGUUUUCAUAAAUGCAACAUACAACAAUACAAUGCUGACACUAACAGAUUUCAAAGGGAACACUUUAGCAUGGACCUCUGCAGGGGCUGAAGGUUUCAAAAAUUCUAAACGUGGAAGCAGUGUUGCAGCACAGCAAGCAUCUCUUUCAUUAGCUAAGAAAGCUACUGAUCUUGGGGUACAGAAUGUUAGAAUAAAACUGAAAGGUGYUGGAAAUGGAAGACAGGCAUCCGUGAAAAGUCUUGCUUCAUCUGGACUCAAGAUCACGUCUAUCACGGAUGUUACACCUAUUCCACAUAACGGCUGCAGACCCAAAAAAGCAAGAAGAAUAUAAACUCUUUUUCUUUGUAACAAAACGAGCUAGUGUUAAAAAUAAAAACACAUUUUGUUGGAAAGAGAGUAAAAUUCAGCAACUUCAUUUCUAA